Strongylocentrotus purpuratus (purple sea urchin) is the source of this 2553-nucleotide messenger RNA. RefSeq names its product TNFAIP3-interacting protein 1. Gene Ontology annotation, biological process: cellular response to lipopolysaccharide; regulation of transcription by RNA polymerase II. The coding region runs from base 134 to 1561 and encodes 475 amino acids. Lineage: Eukaryota; Metazoa; Echinodermata; Echinoidea; Camarodonta; Strongylocentrotidae. The transcript is spliced from 13 exons. The record is from RefSeq and is a predicted model, not a curated record.
GACCUAGUCAUGGCAACGACGACACUUCGUCAGAGAGCUUUGAGCGAUUGUCUGAAGAGAAUGUGUUUCGAUCAAGAGAUGGAGAGCAACCCAGCAAUGAGGAGAUUCCGCAUCAAUCCUUGAUCACCCUGAGAUGUCCCUCCAGAUCACGAAGGUCGGCGAGGCUCUUCAGGUCGUCUCUAAUCUCCUUGGUAACGUGGAAGGCAUCAGUCAGCUCUCACAGGUCAUACCACAGAUCCUCCGUCUCGUCCGACAGAUGAAAUCACAAAAGAUGCUGAGACAUGUGUUUGAAGAGGAGAAUUCUAACCUGAAGCAAGAUUUGCAGGGAGCAAAUGAAAUCAUCAGAGAGUUAAGGGAUAAAAUCGAAAAGCUUGAAAUGGAAAUCCAGGAUCUGAAGAAGGCCAGUGAGGAUAAAUCUCUGAAGGACUUUGACUACGUGACUAGGAAAGAGGCAGCCGAUGUGAAACAGGAGGAGAAAAAGCAUGAACAGAUGACAUCGUCAGCUCAGACACCUGCUCAAGCAUCAUCAAGCGAGGGAGUAUCAGUCGAAGCCUACGAAAGUCUGCAGAAAAAGAUAAUAACACUCAAGCAGAAGUUGGCUCAAGUUGUGAAACUGAAUCAUUCUUGGGAUGAGCAAUACCAUCGAAUGGAGGUUGCUCUCAAACAAGAACUAGAGGGCACCAAACUGAUGAUGCAAGAAAGAAACCAAGAAGUGGAGAGGAGAGAGAAAGAGAGGGAUGAAAUUCUAGUUGCAGCUAAACAUAGGAUGGAAGAACUUGAGGCUGGAAAGGCCGAUCUCCAGAAGAACCAUGACCAAACCAAGCAACAGCUUGCUAAAGUGAACCGCUAUGCUGUCUCCCUUCAGGGCCACAAACAAGAGCUAGAAACUGAGGUUAAGAGAUUGAAUGAGGCUCUUGAGCAGAAACUCCAGGUGAAGGAGAAGAAGCCUGUUGCUGUGGCGCCGCCUCCUUUCCGUCGUAACGAGAUGAGCAAACCCAAGAAAGGAGACGAGGCAAUCCUUCUUAGUCAUGAAGAAAGAUCCAUCCUUGCUAGCUUGUCACAAAAUGAACUAAUUGAAGAACUUGGCCUACUCAAACAACAGGUUGAUGUGUACAAGAGUGAUUUCUACAAGGAGCAGAGAGAUCGUCAACGAGCCAAUGGUGAAGUGGAUGAGAUCAAGACGGAACUGCACAGGACCAAGAAGAAGAUGGAGAAACAGAAGCAGGAACUCCAGAUUAUGAAGGACCAGGCCCUGGCUUACCAGUUCCAUGCAGAUGAACAGAAGCGUCCCGCUGCUGUUCCACGUCGAGAAAGACCACGCUCAUCGAAUCCUCAGGAUAACGUGUAUGAACUCUUAGGUGUUGACCGAGCCCAAAACUACCCUCGACGUUACGUUAAACAGAGGAAAGAGAAAGACUUGGUUCCUCAUGGAGUCAACUAUGCCAUGAAUGAUGAGUAUGUCGACGCCCAGGAAGAAUUCCAGAUCUGCUAUCCCCCAGACUCCUCCGAGCAUGGCACUCUGGAUAGGAGUGAUGACCAUUUCCUCUUUACCCAGAAGUAAUCAUGAUAUGAAGUUUAAAAAAACCUCCUUUAUUUGAUUUAACUCACUUGUAUUUAUGAGCAAGUUUGUCAAAAUAUAUUAUGCUUUUCAAAAUGAAAGUAUAAAGAAAAUGUGCAAAAUAUCACAGAAUUUAAACACAAGAUGCAUCAGUUAAUAUGAAUAGCAUUGUGAAAGUUGUAUGUUUGUCAAGCAAAGCGAAGAAAAAUAUAACAAAUCAACAAAAGGUGUCGUCGAGUGGAUACGUCUCCGGACCGGAUCGCUUAGUCUAUCGUUCGAGUCCCGCCGCGGCACUAAUGUCAUUUGGCAAGACAUUAAUCUAAAUUUACCACAUUUGACCCAGGUGAUGUAAGUGGGUACCUGGCUGGAAUUAAAUCCUUGAAAUGCUAAAGCGCCAUAAUGGCAGCCAUGCAUGCUAAAGCUAAUUAACUAGUAAAUGUUUAUGGAAUAUCUUUUUCAUUUAGAGUACCAUGCUUACCAUGUAAUAAUUAUUUUGAAUACAAAAAUAUCUUUAUAAUAUCGUAUACGUAUUCAUAUAUACUUUGUAACUUCAUUUCCAUUAUGGUUAUUGCCAGAAAUGCUUAUAUCCUCCUAUACAAUCAUUAACCUACUGGCAUCAAUGGAAUAUAAAUCCAAUGUCAAUCAAGAUAUAGAUAUAUAAUUAUAUUUUCAUAAUAUUUAUUAAUUAUUACUUCAAGAGUAUAUUAAGUACUUGAUGUUAUGUAAUUUUCUUGGUGUAUUUUUGAAUGAUAUAUUUGGUAUCUAGUCUUGAAACAUACAUCCUCUUCUUUUGCAUACAGAGUUUAAGGUUUGUUACUUUUUUAAUUUUGAGGACGGAAUUUUGAAAACUACCGGUAUGAUAUAGGAAAUAUUAGAUAAGUGUACAUACUUACACUACUUUUAAUCUUCAAUAAGGUUUUCCAAAAUUUGAAACUAUAAGGCUUCUUACUGUACUUGAUUUUUAAGUUCAUAAAGGUACCAGUAGACACUUUUCU